Penicillium maclennaniae is the source of this 393-nucleotide messenger RNA. RefSeq names its product Zinc/iron permease. Bases 1 to 393 code for a protein of 130 amino acids. The transcript is spliced from 2 exons. The record is from RefSeq and is a predicted model, not a curated record. Lineage: Eukaryota; Fungi; Ascomycota; Eurotiomycetes; Eurotiales; Aspergillaceae.
AUGCCAGGUGCUAUUGCCCUAGGCGGGAUAUUUCUCGUCACUGUCAUUGAGAUGGUGUUUAGUCCCGCUCAAAAAUAUUUGCCGUGGUGGCAAACCUCACGAGACAUGGCGAGAGCCUCCCUUUCAUCACCAGGGAACACAAUUCGCGAACACAACGAAGGAGUGGGAGAUUGUCAAUCAGCUUCAGUCUCAGACUUUGAAUUCGCUUGGGCUAGAAGCAAGACCUCAUUUGCGAGAUACGGGUCCACUGAUUGGAAGAUCAACAAGGCUAUCAAUUGCAUGGGCGAAGGCUCCGAAGAGAUCGGUCGAGUUGCAUCUGCUCCGGAGAUCCGAACCCAUCAUGGAGAGGAAAAUGGAUCAAUCCAGAUGCUGAACGCCGCGAAAAACAGUUAG